AGGCAAUUAUUGUCGAUGAAUCACCAAUAAAACCAUUACUAACAACAAUCAGUCCAUUACGUCGAUUACGUCGAGCGAAUUCCAUGCUUAAUAGUCUUUUGUAUAUAGAAGCACAAGAAGCUGCCAAUAUGACAGCUCAAACUCACGGUGUCGGCGGCGGCGCUGUUGGCGGUGGCCUUCCAACAUUAUUAAGUAAUAGUUCUAGUCUACCAUUGAAUUCCGACAAUGAUGAUGCUGCUGAUAAUAACCAUCAUCUCUUGACUCGUGAUAUAUCACAACCUAAAGAUUCAUGUUUAUCAGUGGCAAUGUCACGUGCUGAACGUUGGCGGCGACGUCAAUUGGAAGAGGAGGCUAGUUUAAGUCAAUUCUCAACACAGCUGUCUAAUAUUCAAUCUGAUUCACCAUUACAUGAUAGAAAUGAUAUGAUGAUGAUGAUGAUGAUGUCGAAUUCAACACCGCCACGUUUAUUACGUCGUAAUUCAAAUUUACUAGCCAAUAAAAUUUCAUUUUCCAAUACUCAUCAUCCCCAACAGCAUCAUUAUGCAACAACAACAACAUCAAUACAAUUGAUGCAUAGUCCGAAACGAAUAAAAACUCCACGUAAAAGUA
Molecule: messenger RNA, 609 nt
Organism: Schistosoma turkestanicum
Lineage: Eukaryota; Metazoa; Platyhelminthes; Trematoda; Strigeidida; Schistosomatidae
Source: the annotation of a GenBank genome assembly